AUGGCGCCACCGAAGAAACCCGGCGCGAAAGGCGGCGGCGGCGGCGGCGGCGGCGGCGGCGGCGGCGCGCCCCGCGCGCGCAAGCCCGCGAUGAAGCGCGGCGGGCGCUCCGCGUCGAAGAAAUCUGCGGCGGCGGCGGCGGCUUCCUCGAAACCGAAAGCUCCCGUCGGCCCGCGGCUCGCCAGGGCGCGCGUCGCCAAGGGCGCGGCCGCGGCACACCGCGCGCAGAGCUUCUUCGAGGUGAACGAGGACGACGACGACGUCGGCGGGCGCGUCGCGGCGAUGGAGGACGCGUACGGCGACGAGAUGGUGGGAGGGUACGACGACCUCCCCGCGGGGUUCGACGACGAAGAGAUCGACGAGGACGAGGCGUUCACGGAGGAGGAUAGGGCGAGGUACGGGGACAUCGCGUUCGAGUCGUUCGGGAAGAGGAAGGGAGGGAAGAGGAAGGGAGGGAAGGGGGGGAAGAGGGGGGGGAAGGGCGGCGAGAGGGCGGAGUUCGACGAAGACGACGAGGACGACGAAGUCCUUAAGGAACGGCGUUCACCACGCGAACGCGGUCGUAUGGGGACCAGUCACGACGAGGACGCCUCCGAGGAUUGGAUGGACGAGGAGGACGAGGAGGACGACGACGCCGCUGACGAAGACGAAGAGGACGAGGGCGUCAUGCUGAACAGCGACGAGGACGAGGACGAGGACGAGGACGACGAGGACGAGGACGAGGACGAAGACGAGGACGAGGACGAGGAAGAAGACCCCGGCCCGAUGGACGCGGCGGGGAAGGAAGCGGCGAUGCGAAAAGCCAUGGGCCUCGACGACGACGACGACGACGACGACGACGACGACGACGACGACUCGCUCGAGAGAAAGCUCAAACGCGGCAUCACGGAAGCGUACGCGGAGGGCGAGUACAACCUCGGCGCGAACGCCGGCACCGGCGGAUCCGGAUCCGGCGGCGGUCUGUCCAUCAACGCGCUCAUGGCGAGCGUCGGCGACGACGCGUCCGCGCUCGGCGGCGCUCGGCGACGUUUGGAGCGCGUCGCGAACAAAAAGGCGAAACCGCACGCGGCGCCUCUGCCGAAAAUCGUCAGCGCGCGUCUCGAGAGGAAGGCUGCGUACGAGGCGACCGGCGAGGCCAUCACGAAGUGGCAGCCGCUCGUGAAGGAGAACAGAGAGAAGCCGACGCUGAAGUUCACGGACGAGGAGCGGAACAAGAUGAACCGGAAGAAGUCGCUCGCGGCGUUGAACUCGGAUUUCGUCCCAACCACGGAUUUCGAGACGGAGCUGAUGAAAAAGCUCGAGGAGGCGAACAUGGCGACCGGGAAGGACGUCGAGCGCGCGGAGGACCUCGCGAUGAACCACCUGAGCGUCGAGGAGGUGAAAGAGCGCCGCGCGCGCCUCGCGAAGAUGCGCAACUUGCUGUUCAAGCACGAGCUCAAGGCGAAACGCGUCAAGGCUAUCAAGUCGAAGACAUUUCAUCGGCACAACCGCAAGACGGGCGCCGCGGUGAAGAUGAUCGACGGCGAGGAAGUCCACGACGACGACGCCGCGCUCGAGGGGCUGGGUGACGACGCGGACGACAGCGCGGAGGCGCGGCGGGAGUACCUGCGCGCGCAGGAGCGGAUGCUCUUGAAGCACAAAAACACGAGUCGAUGGGCGAAGCGCGCGAUUAAAAAAGGACUCGCGCAUCUCCCCGGGACGAAAGAAGCGAUCGCGGAGCAGCUGAGGAUCGGCCAGGAGCUCAAGAGGAAGAUUGGCAUCGGCGGCGAGCGACGCGGCGGCGGCGGCGACGACGGCGACGACGACGACGGAUACUACAGCACCGACGCCAGCGACGACUCCGAAGACGACCGAAAAGACGACGGCCUCAGCGCCGACCCCGCGGAGCGGCGCAGACAGCUCGCGAAAGCGAAGGCGCAGACGUUGAAAGCGCUUCAAGACGGCGUGGGCACGAUGGAGGAGGCGGCGAACAAGGGCGGUCUGUUCGCGCUGCCGUUCAUGGCGCGAGCGAUGAAGAAGAGGAGAGAAGCCGCGGAGGCUGAGGCGAAGCAGCUGCUCGAGGACAUCGAACGCGCCGACGCGGAAGCCGCGAGCGGCGCCGCGGACGCCGGCGUCGACGGCGACGGAAACGGCUGGGGACCGACCGCCGCGACGUUCGAGGAGGAGGAGGAAAACGCAAACGCGGGGGGUAUGCAGGGCGGGCGGUUCAAGUUCACCGCCGGGAAGGGCGCGGCGCGCGGCUCGAAGAAGCCCAACAAGGUGGACGUGAAGGCGCUUAGGGGCGCGGACGCCGCGGACGGCGAGGGCGCGUCGGACGACGACGACGACGACGACGACGACGAUAAAGAUAAAGAUAAAGAUACGUCCGCCGCCGCCGCCGCCGCCGCGUCGGGCGUCAAGAAGCCGCGUGGAGCGAACAGAGCCGCCGCGCGCGCGGCCGCGUUCUCGGCCAAGGGCGCGAGCGUCGUCGCCGCCGUCGCGCCGUCGAAGACGACGACGUCGAACGGCGGCGUCGUCGCGCCCGUCAACUCGGCCAAGGCGCGCGCGGCGGCGCGAGCGAAGGGCGCCGCCGGCGUGCUCAUACCGGACCACGUCUUUAAGAAGGACGGCGACGACGACGGCGACGACGACGACGACGACGCGAGGCCGAAUCCAAAUCCAAAUCCGAAUUCGAAUUCCAAUCCGAAUCCGGGUGCUGACGUGGACCAAUCAGACGCCGACGUCGUGACCGAGGACCAAUCAGAUCUCCUGCGGCGCGCCUUCGCCUCCGACGACGUCGUCGCCGCGUUCGAGACGGAGAAAGCCGCGGAGGUGGAGGGCGAGCUGCCGAACGUCGAUACCCCGAAGCAGAUGCCGGGCUGGGGCGGGUGGGCGGACGAUCAGGCGAGACGCGGGCCGCCGAAGUGGCAGCUGGACGCGGAGAAGAAGGCGGCGAAGGAAAAGUUGAAAGCGGCCAAGGCGCGCAGGGACGCGAGCCUCAAGCACGUCGUCAUCAGCGAAAAGUACGACAAAAAAGCAGCCGCGCUAAACGUCGAGACGCUCCCUCACGGAUACGACAGCAAGGAAGUGUACGAGGGCGCGAUGCGGACGCCGCUGGGGCCGGACGUGAACACGGACAAGAGCUUCAGGGACCUGACGCGGCCGAAGAUACUGAAGAACGCGGGCGCGGUGAUCAAGCCGAUGAAAUUUCCAAAGGGGCGGCGGCCGACCGCCGCGGAGGCGAAGAGGAAGUGA
Molecule: messenger RNA, 3234 nt
Organism: Micromonas pusilla CCMP1545
Lineage: Eukaryota; Viridiplantae; Chlorophyta; Mamiellophyceae; Mamiellales; Mamiellaceae
Exons: 3
Coding region: 1-3234 (1077 amino acids)
Biological process (GO): rRNA processing
Cellular component (GO): nucleolus; small-subunit processome
Source: RefSeq, a predicted model, not a curated record